CCUGGCUCGUUUCUUUUAUUUUUUCCCUCCGCGCCAACAACCGUGAGCUCAUAAUUAUUUAAAAGAAGAUAAAAAAUAAAAAUAAACAACUUGAGAAAUAGCAAACGUCUGCUGAAAACGUUUGCAAAAAAAAAAAAUAAAUAUGAUUGAAAUACGGAGUAAGAUGGCGCCACAUUUUGGCUCUUGACGCGAGUAUUUUUUUACUCAUCAUCACACGUGCGCUUGUAGUGUUUAUAGGUCAAGAAUAAUUUUCAUCUAAAAUACAAUACACUCGGUGAGAAUAAGAUGGCAAUUAAACGUACAAGUACGAAUAAAUUGGUGGUAGACAGACCAAAAUAGUUUGUGCCCCUGGGCUCUCCAACUAAACAAGUCUGCUGUCGGCUGCCUGAUCAUCAGUUUAUGUUAAUAAAAAAUGGCCUGUACCGCUCAAGAUGAUGGACCUGGUAAAUUUUUAAAGAAAGGGACAACUAUUAUCUCUGCCACACCAUUCGCAUUUAUUCUAGGAUCUCUCCAUAGAAAGGAACGUUGCGAUUAUUGUUUCAAAAGUGGCAAGAUAUCAAGAUGCUCGGGCUGUCAGUACGUUUACUACUGCAGCAAAACUUGUCAAAAAAGAGGCUGGUCAAUUCACAAAGUAGAGUGUCCGAAUAUAAAACGUGUGCACCCGAGAAUUGUACCUGACGCUGCUCGAUUGAUGGCCAGAAUAAUUAUAAAAUUAUUUCAGAUGGGUAAAAAUGAACGGGGUUAUUACACAGCAACUAAAUAUCGUGUCUUCAAUAAUCUAAUGACACAUGCGGAGGAUAUAAAAAAAAAUGUUAAAAAAAUGGAACACUUUACGUCACUGAGUAUGGUCUUGUUUGAAUUCUUACCGCAAGAAAUAAUACCCGAGCCCAAAAAAUUGCUGGAGAUAUUUGGACGUAUGAGUGUGAACUCAUUCAACAUUCUUGAUACAGAUAUGACCAGUUUAGGUGUAGGUAUUUAUUUGGGGCCUUCAAUACUCGAUCAUUCUUGCAAGCCAAAUGCGACAGCUAUUUUUGAAGGCACAAAGCUGCUUAUUAGAACUCUGUGCGACUUAGAGUCCCUUGAUUGGUCUAAGAUAUUUAUAACGUAUAUAGAUUUACUAAAAGACACAAAGACGAGGCGCGAGGAAUUGAAACAGUCGUACUUCUUUUUGUGCGAGUGUGAAAGAUGUAACUCACCAGAGACUAUCGAAAUAGCUGCAGCAUGUCCUAAUAAAAAAUGCACAAAUCCAUGCCUGCCGUCACUCAACGAGUGCAACAAAUGCGGGGAAAAAUUAACCGACGACUUCAUUGAUAAAUUUAAUAAAGUCUGUGAACUUUCGCUUUAUCAGUUGGACAAAAUGCAGUCCAUGGCUUAUUUGGACGCAAGUAGAAUGUGUUUGGAUAAGCAAGAAGGAAUAGUACAUCCGUAUAAUUUACUUGCUGUCCGUACGCUAGAAAACGCCGUAGCAGCAGCCGUCGACUUGGAUCGCUGGGAAGAAGCUGAAGUUUAUGCAACAAAAUUAAUUCCUAAAUAUUUAUAUUAUUACGGCGAUUCACAUCCAAUGACUGCCCAGAUGUAUUUUUCAUGGGGUAAAUUGCUGUCACUGCAAAAUAAAGGUCUUCAGGCACUGGAAGUCGUCACAAAAGCCGCGCGUAUGAUUGAACUGACCUUCGGCCCGAACCAUUCAAAAGUUAAAUACGAAGUUAAACCUGUACUGGAUCAAUUGGUCGCUGAAUAUCACUUAUCGAUGCAAGCAAUUAGUAAAUAAUGAUAUCUAUUUAAAUAAUAAUAAUAAUAAUAUUUUAUAAAAUUUCUAAGUCGUUAAAAAAUAAAAGAAUUGAUUAAAAAAAUU
Molecule: messenger RNA, 1852 nt
Organism: Microplitis demolitor
Lineage: Eukaryota; Metazoa; Arthropoda; Insecta; Hymenoptera; Braconidae
Gene: Smyd3
Exons: 7
Coding region: 413-1768 (451 amino acids)
Cellular component (GO): nucleus
Molecular function (GO): protein binding
Source: RefSeq, a predicted model, not a curated record